Molecule: messenger RNA, 1083 nt
Organism: Cantharellus anzutake
Lineage: Eukaryota; Fungi; Basidiomycota; Agaricomycetes; Cantharellales; Hydnaceae
Exons: 9
Coding region: 65-811 (248 amino acids)
Molecular function (GO): calcium ion binding
Source: RefSeq, a predicted model, not a curated record
UUUUAACAGUCACUUGUUCCCUCUCCCCUCCGCACCCACUGCAUAAGUCUCUACUAGGCUAGAUAUGCCCUUCCCAGGUCGCAGGAACCAAAGACAAACGCAUCCAGCGGCUGGUGGUAACCCAACUCCGCAGACACACUUCGAUGGCUCAGGCGCUUACCGCAACUACGGACAGCCCUCCCAGCAAUAUCAAGGGCACCCAAAUGCGGGAGCGUAUCAGAACUAUAAUCCCCAACAUCAAAAUGGGCAUGGGCAUGGAGGUCACCCGCCCCACAAUGCGGACUCUAGGUUAUGGGAUUGGUUCAUAGCAGUGGAUACAGAUCACUCUGGGGAGAUAUCUGCUUCUGAGCUUCAAAGAGCCUUAGUGAAUGGAAACUGGACCGCAUUCGACGUUGACACUUGCAAGAUGCUGAUGAGCAUUUUUGACACCGAUCGUAGCGGAAGCAUAGACUUCACGGAAUUUGCAGGCCUGUGGAAAUAUAUUGAAGAAUGGCAGAAAGUGUUUCACCAUUUUGAUGCCGAUAAUUCGGGGACCAUUGAUUCUCAAGAACUAUCCAAUGCCCUGCGCCAGUUCGGAUACAAUCUAAACCAUCGACUUCUUGGCUUACUUCAAUCGAAAUUCGAAUCAUUGCCCGAUGAGGGAUACUCAAUAAGGAAGUCUGCGCCGGGGAUCACAUUUGAUAGAUUCGUACGAGCAUGCGUCACCGUGAAGACGUUAACGGAGGCAUUCCAACGACUGGACACAGAUCGAGAUGGAUGGAUAACGAUCAACUAUGAAACGUUUUUGGCGACUAUUCUCAGUGCACCUUGACCAAUGUGCGGCAUUUUUCCUUGAACAGUGUCGAUGGUUUUAUGUAACUAGUAUUCUGUUGGCAGGAUGUAUAGGGAUACAUGUACUCUGAUGUAAUAGUUUGAUUCACGUUCUUGCUAAUUGUAUGAAACGCUACCUAGUCGAAGUUACAUUAAUUAAUACCGCUGCGGUCAUUGUUCGCCAGCUAGGUACACCGGGAAUGGCUGCGUGGAGUGCACGUCAUUGCUUCUCGAGUUUUGGCUGGUGACUUGGUCACAGACGGGAGGGGCGUG